UGGUGAUUAAUAAAAUAUUUCUUGAAAAAUUGCAAAUUAAUUAAAUAAAAAACAGAAAUUUUUCUUUCAAAAUAAAGACAAGUGCUUUUAUUAGUUAUAGCACUUCGUUUUAAACAAAUUGUGAUAAAAUCGCUAAAGAAAGUUCUCGUUUUCAUAAUCCAUUAAACAAGGGGUGCAGUAAAGUGCGUGAAAAAAUUAAGUUUGCAAAAUCUGAGUUUUGCAAUUUUUUAUACGUCAAAAUCGUAAAUGAUAUUUUAAACAAGUGCUAAAGAAAAACCCAAGAAAUUUAAUUAAAAAAUAAAGAAAAAUGGAGGCAUUAAUACCGGUGAUUAAUAAGCUGCAAGAUGUAUUCAAUACAGUUGGCUCGGAUUCCAUACAAUUGCCGCAAAUUGUGGUUUUGGGCAGUCAGAGUUCUGGCAAAAGUUCCGUACUUGAAAGUUUGGUAGGACGUUCAUUUUUGCCCAGAGGAACCGGUAUUGUUACACGCAGACCCCUUAUUUUACAACUUAUAAACUGUCCCUUGGAUGAUCGCACCAAUCGUUCAGCGGAAAAUGGCACGAUGAAUUUAGAAGAAUGGGGUAAAUUCUUACACACCAAAAAGACAUUUACUGAUUUUAAUCAAAUACGCACGGAAAUCGAAGAAGAAACAGAUCGUAUUGCCGGCAGCAAUAAGGGCAUCUGUUCGGAUGCGAUCAAUUUGAAAAUAUUCUCCACACGUGUGGUAAAUCUAACUCUGGUCGAUUUGCCGGGUAUAACGAAAGUGCCGGUUGGCGACCAACCCGAAGAUAUUGAACAACAGAUCAAAGAGUUGGUCUUGAAAUACAUUGAAAAUCCCAAUUCCAUAAUAUUGGCGGUAACAGCGGCUAACACCGAUAUGGCAACUAGUGAAGCCUUAAAAUUGGCCAAAGAUGUAGAUCCAGAUGGUCGUCGUACUUUGGCCGUAGUCACCAAAUUGGAUCUUAUGGAUGCUGGCACAGAUGCCAUUGAUAUUUUGUGCGGUCGUGUUAUACCUGUUAAACUUGGUAUUAUUGGUGUGAUGAAUCGUUCGCAACAGGACAUCAAAGACAACAAAGAUAUAGAGGAACAAUUAAAAGAUGAAGCUGCUUUUCUACAACGCAAAUACCCCACAUUGGCCACACGCAAUGGCACUCCCUAUUUGGCUAAAACUCUUAAUCGUCUUCUAAUGCAUCACAUUAGGGAUUGUCUGCCCGACCUCAAGACACGUGUCAAUGUCAUGUCCUCACAAUUCCAAUCGCUAUUGCAUUCAUACGGCGAAGAUGUUUUGGAUACAAGUCAAACUCUUUUACAAAUCAUAACAAAAUUUGCCAGCGCCUAUUGUUCCACAAUUGAGGGCACAGCACGUAAUAUUGAGACCACAGAGCUGUGUGGUGGUGCCCGCAUAUGUUAUAUUUUCCAUGAAACCUUUGGACGCACACUUGAUUCCAUACAUCCCCUAUCGGGUCUUAGUAAAAUGGACAUACUAACGGCCAUACGAAAUGCCACGGGUCCCAGACCGGCCCUGUUUGUACCAGAAGUCUCAUUUGAAUUGCUAGUCAAAAGACAAAUACGUAGAUUAGAGGAACCCUCAUUGCGCUGUGUUGAAUUGAUACACGAGGAAAUGCAGCGCAUUGUGCAACAUUGUGGCAAUGAAGUGCAACAGGAAAUGUUGAGAUUCCCCAAAUUACAUGAGAAAAUUGUGGAUGUUGUAACCACUCUGUUGCGUCGUCGCUUACCAGCCACAAAUGUCAUGGUGGAGAAUUUAGUGGCCAUUGAGUUGGCCUAUAUCAACACCAAACAUCCAGAUUUUCAUAAAGAUGCCGCCUUAGUGCCUAGUCUCUUAAAGGCCGAUAACAUCAUGGAUCCCUAUGGACAUCAGCAACAACAACAACAACACAGACGUUCGAAUACGCCCAGAGCUGUAAACUCCUCACCCCAAGUGAUGGCACAACAACAGUAUAUGCAACAACAACAACAGCAGCAACAAAGAGAACAACAACAACAGCAGCAGCAACAAAAUGACUUGGAACAAAAUCAUGUUAACGAUAAUUCCGCACCCUCACAUCCCAAUAACUGGCUCUCGAAUAUUUUACCACCAGCCCACACUAAUAAUCGUAUUGAAAGUAUUGAAAACUCAAAUCAAAAUACUCCCCUACACAAUGCUAUGGUCAGUCCGAUUAAACCGGUUAAUCUAUUACCCGAUUUGCCGGCCCAUCAAAACUCAAGACGUUUAACUGAUAAGGAACAAAAGGAUUGUGAUGUUAUUGAACGUUUGAUCAAAUCGUAUUUCUAUAUUGUACGAAAAUCCAUACAAGAUUCUGUACCAAAGGCCAUCAUGCAUUUUCUAGUUAAUUAUGUUAAGGAUAAUUUACAAAGUGAAUUAGUAACACAUUUGUAUAAAUCAGAAAGAGUCGAUACUUUACUCAAUGAAUCGGAUCACAUAGCGAUACGCAGAAGAGAAGCCGGUGAUAUGUUAAAGGCUUUAACUCGUGCUAAUCACAUUAUUAGUGAAAUACGUGAGACCCAUAUGUGGUAAAAAAAAUUUGUACGCAUUCACUCGUAGAAUUUCAUAAUAAAUAUCAUCAAAUAAACUAUACUACUUCUACCAACUGCAACUAUUAAUUGUUCGGGAGUUAAAAUAUAUUGACCUGGAGUACAGAGGACUUAUAAUGUUGUCAUUGUUGUUCUAUUCUUAUUUUAAACUUGUCUUUACAUUUAAAUAGAAACUUUGAAACGUUGACGUUUAGUUUCUUAUACGUUUUAUUUUUCUUGCUUUCUUGCUUUUCUUUUAAUUUCUUUGUUCAUUUCAAUUAUUUUUUUAUUUAUAAAAAAAAACACAUAAACUUGUUUAUUUCAUUAAAUUAAAACUUCAUUUAUACUCUUCAAACAAUUUAUGUUGAAAACAAAACAAAAAAAUACUUGUUUCUUUAAUUUUAGUCUUUUUUUGUAUUGUUGCCUUAUGUAGUUACUGGUCUGUCGAUAAAAUACUGUAUUGAAAUUAAACUAUAAAAAUUAUUUAAAAAAACACACACAGAAAACACUGCAUACUAGACAAGGUUUUGCUAAAAUAAAAAUAUCAUAAAACAGAAUUAAAGUUAGA
Molecule: messenger RNA, 3097 nt
Organism: Calliphora vicina (urban bluebottle blowfly)
Lineage: Eukaryota; Metazoa; Arthropoda; Insecta; Diptera; Calliphoridae
Gene: Drp1
Product: dynamin related protein 1
Exons: 7
Coding region: 308-2533 (741 amino acids)
Biological process (GO): mitochondrial fission
Cellular component (GO): microtubule; cytoplasm; mitochondrion
Molecular function (GO): microtubule binding; GTPase activity; GTP binding
Source: RefSeq, a predicted model, not a curated record